Messenger RNA from Alternaria postmessia, 2298 nucleotides. RefSeq lists its product as uncharacterized. The transcript has 2 exons. Lineage: Eukaryota; Fungi; Ascomycota; Dothideomycetes; Pleosporales; Pleosporaceae. The record is from RefSeq and is a predicted model, not a curated record. Gene Ontology annotation, cellular component: lysosomal membrane; endosome; fungal-type vacuole membrane. Gene Ontology annotation, molecular function: 1-phosphatidylinositol 4-kinase activity. Bases 1 to 2298 code for a protein of 765 amino acids. Gene Ontology annotation, biological process: phosphatidylinositol phosphate biosynthetic process; Golgi organization; endosome organization.
AUGCCCAAAUCAAAACGACCGCCGACUUCGGGCUAUGCCCGCAUAGCCCAGGCCGAGGAGGAGGAAGACGACUCUGGCAGCGACUUCGAGGGUGAACACCACCAGAAUCCCCUAUCCAAUGCGCAGUACGCCCCGAUACAGCCACAGCGGAAUUCGAAUAUGCGCAUGAACGGCUCCGGCGCGAACUCGCCAAACCACAAGAAGAGUUCUUCUGGGCGACGGCAACGUGCCAAUUCCGGCGUUGACAUCAAGGCCAUCAAUGCGCGAUUCGAGCGAUGGGCCGACGAGAUUGCGCAGAAAUUCAAGAUGAAGAAGCAGAAAGACUCGGCGGAAGAUGAGACGCUUGAGAUCCACCACUCCGUCUUCCAGGCGCCCGACUGGGUGCGACCAGCGACGGCAGAGUCGCUCACCUUCGACUAUGACGUUCCCUCUGAUCGCCUGACGAAACUCGAAUUCGACGACAUCGUGGAAAGCGUUCGGACGGCAAUCGAAAUGGACGUGCAUCCUCUGCUGAUCACACAAGGCAGCUCGGGCAGCUACUUCGCUCGAACUACACAGGGCAAGGUCGUGGGCGUCUUCAAGCCCAAAGACGAGGAGCCCUACGCGUCAAGAAACCCCAAAUGGACCAAGUGGAUACACCGCAACCUCUUUCCCUUCUUCUUCGGUCGCGCCUGUCUCAUCCCCAACCUGUCCUACAUCUCCGAAGCCGCCGCCUACGUCCUCGAUACCCAGCUACGCACCAACCUUGUACCCUACACCGACGUCGUCGGUCUUUCCUCCAAAUCUUUUCACUACGACUUCUGGGAUCGGCGCGCAUACUACAGGAAAAGGAAGCCAUUCCCGGAAAAACUUGGGAGUUUCCAGGUGUUCUUAAAGGGCUUCAAGGACGCGAACAUCUUCUUGAAGGAGAACCCAUGGCCAGAUCAGCACAACACAGGCUACAGCGCUGAUAGAGCGGCACGCAAGAAGAAGCGAAGAUGGGCUGAGGACUGCAGACCCAAUGGCUCGCAAUCAGACGGCGAGGAUGAUGACGAAGUAUCCGGGAACGGAUCCACACAACACCAACGGAGGGGCUUCUGGACGCCUGCCAUACAGCAGUCCUUCAGAGAGCAACUGGAGAAACUGGUGAUUCUCGACUACAUUAUGCGAAACACCGACAGAGGCCUAGACAACUGGAUGAUCAAGAUCGACCAGAAGACACAGCAGGCAACCAUCGUCGCAGAGCCGCCCAAGAUGGAUGGCGAUGUGGACGACGAUGACCAUCAACCAAGCGAUUACACGAGGCAGUCGAUGGAGCAGUCCGGACUAGACCCGUACGGGCGAAGGGAGCCCAUGACCACGACUAGCCGGUCCAACACACCCAUGCAGAGUGGGCCAACGCCUACAGUGACUAUCGGUGCCAUUGACAACAGUUUGUCGUGGCCCUGGAAGCACCCCGAUGCUUGGCGCAGCUAUCCCUUCGGUUGGCUCUUCCUACCCGUCUCGCUCAUCGGCCAGCCCUUCUCCGAAGCCACUCGCCGCCACUUCCUCCCCCUCCUCACUUCGAAACAAUGGUGGAGUGAUACACAAUCAGCACUCCGCAAGUGCUUCUCGCAAGAUGCCGACUUCAAAGAGCGCAUGUACGCUAAACAGAUCGCUGUCAUGAAGGGACAAGCAUGGAACGUAGUGGAGACGCUCAAGACACCUGAUUUGGGACCACUUGAGCUUACAAGAAGGGCGCGUGUAUGCGUGUGGGAUGACAUUGUGGAGAUACCAAUCGCUGUGCCACUGCGGGCUCCGUCCGCGGAGAUGCGAAGAAAACAGACGCCAGGUAGACAGUCACGGUUACAGGAAGAGCAUGAAGAGAUGGACAUCACAGCUGUAUCGACGCCACCACAGAAGCCCCAGCAAGACCUGCUCAUGAACUCGCCGCCGUUAGAAACAGCGCACGAAAAUCGCUUCAAUCUCACGCGCGGCUCUUCCUCCCUCGACGUGCGACGUCCUGAUAAAGGCCCUGAAUCGCCAGCAACAGUGAGCGAUGUGUACUGGGGCUCGCGCAACCUGAACCCUCAUUCAAAUGGACGCCCUGCGCACCAGUCGCGAAUGAGUUACGAUGCGCCUCGCAGGAACACACGCGACUCACGACACCAUAGACGAUUCUCACUAACGAACAGAAGAGACGUUGAUGACUAUGGCUUUGACGAUGACGGCGAUCUAGGAUAUGCCGCGAAUGAAGAUAUGGAAGGAAACAGGAAAAAGGUCAUUGUGGAACGGUUGGAGAUGGUCAAGGGAAGGAAUCCGGUGUUUACUUGGUGUUGA